Salmo salar (Atlantic salmon) is the source of this 3203-nucleotide messenger RNA. The record is from RefSeq and is a predicted model, not a curated record. Lineage: Eukaryota; Metazoa; Chordata; Actinopteri; Salmoniformes; Salmonidae.
GCGCUUUCCCCUCAGCCACAAUGCAACAACAAUUACGCACUUGUGUCCUGCGUCCUUGGAAAACCCCUAUCCGCAUUGAUUGUGUGGGUCACGAUGAUUACGAUGGAGAGAAAUGAGAAGAGAUUGACUGACUAUACGACAAAUAGAUAGGAAGGGAGGAGCCAGGUUGCCAAGGUGAAUGUAGACUACAGUCUACUCUACGGUCUAGUCUACGGUAUAAUUCAGACCUCAUUACUAAACACGACACCGCGCUCAUGAUUGCCGCACAUCGUUCAUUAAAGGCGAUACUUAGAAACCAGAGGAAAUUAGCGUGGAAAGGAGGCGUAGCAUCACUCAAAUUGCGGUCAAGGGAACAUAAAAUACUUUAUGAAAUCUGUAUUUACUUUAUUGAUAAAUACACCCGAAACACCUUGGUUUACCUAUUUCCUUGCUGUCAUAAACUGUGCGCUCAGCUGACAUUUCAAUGGAACGGAGCGAGUCGUGUUUCUGAUCCAUCAGGAAGCUAGGACACGUCCUGGCAACAAAGCGUGACGUUGUGAGUCCUCUGGAGUUCUGAGGUGCCAGAACCCAUCGGAACCCAUAGUCUGGGGAUCAGGGUGCCAGAGGGGGGACGCGGAACCAAGUAGAACCCCACGGAACCGCUCAGAACUCCGCAAGAGUGUACGGAACCCCUGGGCCUUGCCCUGUGUCCUGGAGGAGGCAGCUGUGGGACGGACCAGGGGCGUCACGUGGCACUGCUCUGCCUGACUCCCACCCAGACCUCACCCCUCAGAGGGCCCUCUCAGUCUGCCUGCUGGGGAGAAGAGCAGGCCUUCAAUCUCAGUGGGAAGGAGGAGCAGUGCUCUGUGUUUAUUUGUGUUUUCAUUAAGCUGUGUUUUUUCAGGAUACGUGGACAGUGGAUGGGAUUUAGACAAUGAGUUUUGCAGUGAGAAUGUAGAUCACCUUGUUUUACCUAUAAAGAACCAUAGGACAUCUGAUCUGCAGUGACUAGCAGGCUGGAAAUCAACUGAUCACACCUGGCCUUUGGACUACAGAAGCGCCUCUGAGACAGUAUUGUUGGUGUGGGUGUUGUUGUGUGGGUAUGAAGACACUGGACAGCCGGUCAUUUUAACAGGGAUCAUGUACACUGUCAUCAGGGCUGAUCUGAGACAUCAGCUGUCACACUGAUAUAAGAUGACUACAUAAACAGAAUACUACACAUUCAACCAAACUCCUCUGGAGACGGGAGCCCUGUCUUUAACUUAAAUGUUUUCCCAUCUCCUCAGUGACAGUCGGUGCUAUUUGAUUUAACGUAUCUCCAGUCCAGUUGGCUCCUCAUUUCACGCACCUCGGUAGUGCCAAGUCAACUAGUUUCUCAUCACCAUGGUGAUGUCCCAGGGCACGUACACCUUCCUGGCCUGCUUUGCUGGGUUCUGGCUGGUGUGGGCUCUCAUCGUCAUGCUGUGCUGCUUCUGUAGCUUCAUCCAGCGGCAUCUGAAGAAGAGGAGGGAGGAGACGCUGAGGGAGCAGUGUCUGAGGGCCUUGGAGAUGGAGCCAUUGGAGUGCCUGGGCCCAGGGGUGUUGGGAAGGGAACCCCCCACCAGAGAGCCCCUCCAUUUCUGCCCCCCGCUGACCCUCUCCCCUCCGCUGCACAUUCUUCACUCCCUCCCACAGGGCAGCUGGGCCUCCCCUCAAGGAUACGUGGACAGUGGAUGGGAUUUAGACAAUGAGUUUUGCAGUGAGAAUUUUCUCAUCACCAUGGUGAUGUCCCAGGGCACGUACACCUUCCUGGCCUGCUUUGCUGGGUUCUGGCUGGUGUGGGCUCUCAUCGUCAUGCUGUGCUGCUUCUGUAGCUUCAUCCAGCGGCAUCUGAAGAAGAGGAGGGAGGAGACGCUGAGGGAGCAGUGUCUGAGGGCCUUGGAGAUGGAGCCAUUGGAGUGCCUGGGCCCAGGGGUGUUGGGAAGGGAACCCCCCACCAGAGAGCCCCUCCAUUUCUGCCCCCCGCUGACCCUCUCCCCUCCGCUGCACAUUCUUCACUCCCUCCCACAGGGCAGCUGGGCCUCCCCUCAAGAGACGGACAUGUUUGGAAAGCCCCCCUGCUAUGAGGAGGCUGUUCUGAUGGAGGACCCCCCUCCUCCCUACUGUGAGGUGCUGGCUGACAGCCGGGGGGGCACCAACACCAAGCCCUCCUCCCGGACCUCCAGGCUGGAGCAGCAGGAGACUGAGACCUCCAAGACUCCUCCGGUCACAGUGUUCUCAGAGCGGGGCUACUCCUCCCUGAUCCGCCUGCCCACUGCCCGACGCUGGGACUCCCUGGGGCACCUGCUGUCUACCAUGGACCUCAACCACAACACCCUCCCCACGGAGCCCCUCUCCCUGCAGGCCCAGGCCACCACUACCAUUCCCCGCGAGGGCCGGACUCACACCCAGCCAGAGCUGGGGCUCAGAAGUAUCCAGGGGCUCAGGCGGCUAGAGCAGAGCUGCGGCCUGCCCACGUCCUUCCCUCUACUGGGUCGCAGCACGGCCGUGUAAGCCUGAAUAAUCCUCCUGGAGGUGGGGGUGAGGCUGAAGCUAAGGACGCUGGGUUGAGGUGGAGAGGCGUUGGGUUGGGUUUGAGGAGGGGCGUCUGGUUUGUAGAGUUGGACUGAUGGAGGAGGUAGAGGAGGGAAAACUGCUUUCUUCUGUGCGGUGAGAUGAGGACAACCUAUCUGCCUUCCUCUCAUCAUCCCUUUUAUCUUGCUUUGUCUCCCUCCAUGUCUCGCUCUAUUCUCUCUCUCUCUCUCUGGUUGUGUUGAUCUCUCUAUUCUCCAUGGCAUCGCAGCCUGAUGCAGAGCAGCUAUUACACCGAGUGUACAAAACAUUCGGAACAUCUUCCUAAUAUUGAGUUGCAACCCCUUUUGCCCUCAUAACAUCCUCAAUUCAUCAGGACAUGGACUCUACAAGGUAUAGAAAGCGUUCCAAAGGGAUGCUGGCCCAUGUUCACUCCAAUGCUUCCCACCAUUGUGUCAAGUUGGCUGGAUGUCCUUUGGGUGGUGGAGCAUUCUUGAUACACACGGGAAAAUGUUGAGCGUAAAAAAUCCAGCAGUGUUGCAGUUCUUGACACACUUAAACCCAUGCGCCUGGUACUUACUGUACUACCAUACCCCGUUCAAAGGCACUUAAAAGUUUUGUCUUGCCCAUUCACCCUCUGAAUGGCACACAUACACAAUCCAUGUCUCAAUUGU